Molecule: messenger RNA, 2555 nt
Organism: Exaiptasia diaphana
Lineage: Eukaryota; Metazoa; Cnidaria; Anthozoa; Actiniaria; Aiptasiidae
Product: IQ and ubiquitin-like domain-containing protein
Exons: 13
Coding region: 81-2489 (802 amino acids)
Biological process (GO): cilium assembly
Cellular component (GO): motile cilium; acrosomal vesicle
Molecular function (GO): protein binding
Source: RefSeq, a predicted model, not a curated record
UACGAGAGAAGAGAAGAGAUUUUGAUGAAGUGUUGUGUUUUUCUUGUGUUUUCGGCAAUUUGAGGUAGCUUUACAAUAGAAUGUCUACACCAGAUGAAGCACAAGCAGYUGCAGAAGAAAAAGACGCUGAAAAUGAAGGAGAACAACAAAUAGAAGCGAACAAAGAUGAAGAAGAGAAAAACACUCAACAACCUGAAAAUGGUGAAGUUGUAGCGCACAACGAGGAUGAAAAAUCCGAACAAGAACAAAAUAUAGAAACAGAAGCGAAAAAGGAUACUGAACCAAUGACUGAUGGUGCUGAAAAUUCAUUAAAUAAGGGCAUUUCGGGACAAAACAAUGAAGAAAGUCAAUCUAAAGAGUUUGUGGAAGGGAUUUCUGGAGAGGUCCAMGAAUCRUCAAUGCAAACCGAAGGAAGAGAAACUCCGAAUAAGCCUGAUAUCUCACAASUUCAGGGUACAGAUAGUGAACCUCAUUUAGUCGCCCCUCCAGUAUCUAAUACUGAUGCACCAGCUAAAACAACUGGUGAAAGCUUUGAUGUCCAAGUCAAAUUUGUGAUAAUGCCUGAGGGUGAAGUCCUAACUCUAACAUGCAGUGAUAAGCAAGGGAUCUCUGAGYUAAGGGAUCAUCUGUCGGCAGAGCUUGGGCAGCCACCAAAUGUCAUUCUUAUGCUUCAUGAUGACAAACUGCUAGAGGAUAAGGGUUCACUGUCUGAUAUUGGCCUCCAGCCUGGACAAACRCUUCAAAUAGAGUUACAAUCAAGCGAUCCUAUCAAUCAUGCAUUAAAAACACAGCCACCCCAAAAAYCACAAGCUAAAUUGCCACCAUUUAUUACAGUUAUGGCUGAAAGGGAUGGMAAACCACUAGAAAUCAGAUUAGAAAUAAUCCAAGAAAACAGAAAGAAAACAUUUCUUGGUGGAUUCAAGCAUAGACUGACAGGUGUGGAGUACCACAAUGCUUCAGUACAAACAGUGCCCAAGAUAAGAGUUCCUUCACCAGUUGAGAGAUUUCACAGGGAUACACAGACAUACAAGCUUAGAAACAGGACACAACAGACCACUAAUACAACGUCAACACAGAUGACAAAGGAAGGGUGUUAUGUAUCCAAUGUAACAGACAAAGUCGUCCGGCCUGGCAAAUAUGAGACCGCAGAUGAAUAUCAUUCAAAAAGACUUGAAAAGGUGCUUAUUUUACAGACUUACUGGAGAAGGUGGCUUGCACAAAAAUAUGUGGAAAAUCUAAGAGCGGAUAAAACACGAACAGAAGARUGGGAAAGACAGGAAGAACUGAGAAAACAAAGAGAAAAGGCUGAGAGGAUAAAAAWAGAAUGGGAGCGACGCUUGAAUCCAAAGACUAAAGAAGAUUUUGAUCUGCUUUACUCACAUUUAGAAAAAUGGCGGCAAGAAGAAAUGGCAAGAAUCGAGGAGUUGUACUCUGGUCCAGAGCGCAAGGCUGCAUUAAUAGGUCUAGUYGAACAAGAAGCAUAUCUUAUUGCAUCCAUUGACAGACACAAGAUUGCCGCAAGUACAGAAAGUACAGACAAGAAAGUCAAGUCAUUCCUUGAUAAAGCCGCUGCACCAAAGAGAUGGAGAGCCUUUGAUGGCAAGGUCACCGAGAUGGACACUCCCUAUACAAUCAGAGCACAAGAGCUGCGAGAUAUCUAUAAUACACUAUCAAUGAAAUACUUGACUCAGGAUGAACGACUUGAUGUACUCCUYACUUUAAAGCAUACAGUCAAGGAGCAUGAYUGUAAACUUACUCAUGAAAUAAUCGAAUUGAUCGACCGAGAAGCAGACCUACUAAUGCGAGGUGUAAAGGAAAAUAACUUAGAAGGUCUUCGUAAAAGAAUCUCCACUCUUUUCCUGCAAUAUUGCAAGACUCCGCUGUUCAAUCCUGAGGCAGCACGCCUUAUCAAGGUACCUCAAGACCCUUCAAUAUUGAGAAAGAACAUUUACUUCUGUCCAAGCUGYAACCGAUAUUUGCCCUCGACAGAAUUUAAACUAUCGUUGAACUCAAGCGUUGUAGGGCGUUGUCGGAAAUGCCUCAAGCUGGACAAUGAUGCUCGAUUACGACAAGACUURCUCCAAUAUAGAAACAUGCUAACCGAGCUACGACGAUCCGAGGAAGAUGUCGAGGACGGAUCGAAAAUUUCAUAUCUUAUACAGGAACCAGACCUGCGCUACCUGGUCGAGAAUAUCUGGAAUUCCCAGAGUGCAUUGAGUGCACAUGACGAUUUGUUUGACCUUGUGUUGGUGAGAUGGAACAAGCACGAAGAAUGGUCGCCRUGGAAUUGUAUCUUGCUGACUAAGGAAGAGGCUACAGCUCACAAGAAACUKGAAAAUGUUACGGAGGCUUAUGGACGUAUGUUCAUUGGAAAGAUUUUGCACAAACAUCUGUUGGCCAGGAACUAUUUCUCACGWUUACCAGGAAUGGCUGAACACAUGAAGACUAAAAUCACAGGCAAUCGUUACGCCCCGCAGGCCGUGCGAUAAAUUACUAGCUGUAAAUAUAGAAUUGGUAUAUAGUCAUUACUGAUGUUAAUAAACUCAUUUAUAUAA